AUGGUGCCAUGCAUCAACUCCGACACUGAGGAAGCGCCUGCACCACGUCCUAAACGGGUUGCUGUGCCAUCAGCAAAGGUGAUUAGUGCGGACAAUGCAGCUGAUCAAGAGCUUCUUUCCCACAGAAUAGCUCAUAUCACAAACUGUGCUGCUGUUAGCUUGGACCCUACUGACUUAGAUGGGGCCGACAACGACAAAAUCCAGCUGGUGAGCCCCCAUACCAACAAACAGCUCAUCAAAGAUAAGUUUUUUUUUGGUUUUAUGUGCUUUACUAACUGCAACCCAUUGACAAUUCCUACAGGACGAAAACAGGUUGCACAAAGUCCUGAUGCCGAGGAUGUCGACCUUGCACAGCCUCCUGCUUCUGAUGAGGACGACUUGGAAGAAGGAGACCCCCCGGUGUCAGUGAAACCACCGAAAAAACGGCAAAAGAAAGUUCUGCUGUUGCCGGUCAAGAUAGACCUAUCGGGCGAACAGUUCGUCGGCCUUCCUAAUACAAGGAAGGUUUCUGGUGGUUCCUACUGCACGAGCCGCGGCUUCUAUGCAGGAUCAGCGGCGAGUGGUUUCAGCACUUCUGCCUAG
Messenger RNA from Suillus bovinus, 582 nucleotides. RefSeq lists its product as uncharacterized. NCBI's taxonomy places the organism in Eukaryota, Fungi, Basidiomycota, Agaricomycetes, Boletales, Suillaceae. The transcript is spliced from 2 exons. The coding region runs from base 1 to 582 and encodes 193 amino acids. The record is from RefSeq and is a predicted model, not a curated record.